Messenger RNA from Lineus longissimus, 7232 nucleotides. Its product is annotated as baculoviral IAP repeat-containing protein 3-like. The transcript is spliced from 9 exons. Gene Ontology annotation, cellular component: nucleus; cytoplasm. Bases 63 to 3449 code for a protein of 1128 amino acids. NCBI's taxonomy places the organism in Eukaryota, Metazoa, Nemertea, Pilidiophora, Heteronemertea, Lineidae. Gene Ontology annotation, biological process: regulation of cell cycle; positive regulation of protein ubiquitination; negative regulation of apoptotic process. The record is from RefSeq and is a predicted model, not a curated record. Gene Ontology annotation, molecular function: ubiquitin protein ligase activity; cysteine-type endopeptidase inhibitor activity involved in apoptotic process.
CUGGUUGGUGGUGAAGAAGCAGAAACAUCAGGUUUAAAUUGCAGAACAAAAAAGUAUAAACCAUGGCAAAGACAUAUGAUACAAGCUAUUUUCCCAACAAGAUGGACAUUUCUAUUCCAACAGUGGUGUCCGAACUUGAAGAACAUGAUGAACUUCAACAAAGACAACAUGUCUCAUUUUUGGACGCUUCAGGCCCAGAUAGUCAACAUGCGGGCAACGAAAUCUAUGAACUGAUACCACUUCCAGUUCAAGCAGAAAAUGCAGGCUAUGAGCAUGACACAAAAUAUAGUCCUUUUUCUCUUCAUCAAAAUCUGCCAGUAUCAACGGAGUCGACUCUCUGCUCCUCAAAACAAAACAAACCCUUCACCCCUGUUUGCCUUGAAUCAGCGAGAUGUUCAGUCGAGUCGAAGGUUUCUCAUAAAGAUUGUACGAUUUCGCCACAGACUUCCUAUGUACGCAAUACCGACUUUGAUCAGCCAUCUUUUAUCUUCACAAAGGUACAAGGAAUUAUCCGCUUGGCUGAUAUGAAGAGGCCUUUAGAAAAUAUAAACAUAUUUGAUGACUUUCUAGAAAGAGAUGUACAGGGCAAAGUCAUGUUUAGAUCAAGGAAGACUUUUUGGACUGUAUACAGUUUGAUCAACGAUGUCCUCAGAAGUCUGUUCAGUUUUGCUGGAAUUGACAGCAAAGAUAACCUUGAAAUAAUCCGAUUCCUCGGGGGGAAUCCCUUGAUAAGCCACUUCAGAGGAAGAAAGGUACCGCCAUCGGUGACUCUUGAUAUAAGCAUUUCAUCAAGAUUUCGACAGUGGAUGAAUCCCUUGAUAAGCCACUUCAGAGGAAGAAAGGUACCGCCAUCGGUGACUCUUGAUAUUGAAGAUGGAAUGGGCAAUCAAGAAGUAGUUCAUUUGUUCCAAAAACAGCACUCUGCCACUUCUGUCAUUGUUAUUGAGGGACCAAGACAUCGAGGUGGACAAAGCAUUUCAUCAAGAUUUCGACUGUGGAUGAAUCCCUUGAUAAGCCACUUCAGAGAAAUAAAGAUACUGGUACCGGUAGAUGCUAAAUGUGGUAGGGACAAGCGAGGAGGAGCAUUCAAAGAAACUAGUGAGUCUGUCGCAGUUACUCCAGUGAAGACAGCCAAUUGUGAACAGAAAGAGAAAAAUGUUUUGGUGGUAGCCGAGAAGGUAGUAUCCAUAGAAACGUUGGCCCUGUGUGCUGGUUCAGUCCUUGAUGAGGGAAGGUCAAGAGAAGAUAUGAGAACAGUAGAGAUUUCUACCCAGAAUGACCAACCGUUCGAAUUCCAAAUUCCAUUUUCUGCUGAAGAUGUGGGAGAAAGGAGACUGGUAAUUUGGAAGAAAGGAGCUGCACCUCUUGGGCAUGAUUUGAAAUCGCUGUGUCAUCUUGGACAUAAAGCCCCAAUUGAAAAGGAUUUCCUACGAGAUGUCCUGAGUAUUCCUGAUUGCAUCAAGCCUCCACUGCAGAUAGUACAAGUUUACAAUGCCUUUGUACAGAGAGGAUAUGAAGCUGAAUGGAAAAGACUUGCAUCAUUUAAGGACUGUCCUGAACAGAAUUGGUAUCCAGCCAUACCAUUGGCAGAGCAAGGAUUUCACUUCAAGCCACACUCUUCUGUUGUAUGUUAUUUCUGCAAAGGCGAGUUGCACACCUGGGAAAGAGAUUGGGAUCCAAAGCAGAAGCAUGAACCUAAUUGUCCCUUACCAAAUGGUAGGGAUUGUGGUAAUAUUCCAAUGAAACCAUCAAGAGACAAUGGAAAGUACCAGCCAGCUGUUCAGGCAGUCUACAACGAGCUACAGAUUCAAGAACUGCAGGACAAAAACCAAGUUCUCCUGAGGAAUUCAAAACGAUCUUUGGAAUCGUUCAAAAACCCACAGUUACCAGAGUAUCAGAUGGAAUACUUGAGUAUAAACGUAAACCAAGGUCAAGGACAACAAGGACAUGAUGCCAUGGAGGAUGAACCCCAACCAUCAACUUCAUCUCAACAGCAACAAGAAGGAGCUGGGGGACUGCGCUAUUUCGUGCAUUCCUAUGAUGAACAUGGACGCCCAAUCAGUACCUCUCAGAAAAUGGAAUUCAACAGUCAGGAGGAGAAGGCGAAUACCUCCAUGAAGAGGGAGACAGACCGGCUAAAAACAUUUGACAAUGUCUGGAAGAAAGGAGAUGUCAUCUUACCAAAAGAGUUGGCCAAGUCUGGGUUUUACUAUGCUGGAACUGGAGAUCGCGCUCGCUGCGCUUUUUGUAAUGGCGUGUUACGCAAUUGGGCGGUUGGAGACCGGGCACCAGCUGAGCAUAGGCGUCACUACCCUACUUGUCCCUUUGUAUUGAAUCUGGAUGUUGGAAACAUACCUUCUUCCCCAGAUCUGAGUGGUCUUCACACAUCUACUGCCGCCACUACAAAUCAUACCGAGCUGAAUAGACCAGCUGCACGCACCCCAGGACAACAAUCGGCACGAAGCAGUGUUGCCAAUGUUGGUGCUACAACUACCCCUUCGGCAGUUCCUGGGACGAUUUUGGUACCAAAACACUCGAACUUCCGAACCGUAGAAACCCGUCUGCUGACAUAUGAUAACUGGCCCACCUCGAACGUGCAAAGACCGAAGGAACUGGCCGAAGCUGGAUUUUUCUAUACAGGUACCAGUGAUAAUGUGAGAUGCUUCCAUUGUGAUGGUGGUCUCCGUAACUGGCUAGACUCGGAUCUGCCGUGGGUUGAGCAUGCCAAGUGGUUUCCAAGAUGCGGCUACUUGCAGAGAGUGAAGGGAGUCGAGUUUGUAUUGGAAGAGAUGCGCAAACAUAACCAGCAGAACUUCACAACUGCUGUGGCCGAAAAUCGUGGUUCAACAGGACUGAUGACAACACCCACACCAACUCCGGGUGUAGGAAUAGUGGAAAGGCCUUCUACAAGUGGAGUGCGAAGGGUUGAGGCUCGUGAAGUGAGAGCAAGGUAUGACACGGACCGUGUGAAGAUGGUCCUCGAUAUGGGAUACAAGGAAGCUGUGGUGAAAUAUGUCAUCUUGCAGCGCCUCAGAUACACUGGUGAUGACUUCCCCAACACUCAAGAGAUGCUUGAAUCUGUCCUUGCCGAGGAACCCAAUCUAGAAGAGAAAGGAAUUGCCUACUAUGAAAACAUUCUACAAACGGAGUUUGGAAGGCCGAUGACCAUUGUUUACCCACAAAUCACACAAACGCCGUCCCAGGCACCACCUAUGACCCAGUCGACGUCUGCUUAUCUUCCGAUUCCAGGUGAUGAGAAGACUCUCGUUGAAGAAAACCGCCAGCUGAAGGAGCAGACGAUGUGUAAAAUCUGCAUGGAUAAUGAAGUCAGCAUGGUGUUCAUCCCCUGCGGUCACCUGGUAGCCUGCGCAGACUGUGCACCGAGCCUCUCCCAGUGUCCGAUAUGCAGACGAGCAAUUACUGGCACCAUCAGGACCUUCCUGUCAUAGGAACAAGGAGCCUCGUACACAUAGCUAUGACGUGUUCAUCAUCCUGAUGAGGCGAAGUGCUGAAACAGUUUGUUGAUUGUAUUACAUGUAUCAUAAAGCUGUAGGUGAACAAAUACCGUAUAAUCGCGCAUUUAGGCGCAUGUGCUUAUAAACGAAAAUCGCUUGUUUUUGGCCUCUUUCUUACCUGUCCUUUUUCCCGUUUUUUAGCGCAUGCGCCUAUAUUUUUCCUAUUUGGUUUUGACACAGUUAGUAGCGCACUUACGCAGGGUGAGAUACAGCGAUCAGUGUUGACCCUAAUAGCGGCGGCCGCAUCUGGUAUUAGUAUCCUGAUGUAAUACGGCAUGUUUUGGGCCAAAAUACACACGCAGUUCGGCUGGGUAUAUCGGUGAAUCAGUGUACAAUUUAUCAUUUGCUCUGUAGUAGCUGGACAAGAUGGAUAAGGCUAAGCGAAAGUCCUACAGUAUCGCGUUUAAGAAGGAGGUAUUGGCUACGCUGGUCACCAAUGGCGGGAACGUUUCGGCUGCUGCUCGUCAACAUGGAAUCCACCGUAAGAUGGUUCAAACAUGGAGGAAGAAUAGUGACGAAAUCGUAGACUGUGGUUGGAGGGACAAAGGAUUUACAUGCCGCAUACGGAGACGUUUACUCUAUCGUUCAUUUUUGACAUCAUCGGCAUGUACAUUUUUUACCGCAUAUAGGCGCAUGCGCUUAUGUACGGAUAUAAGCGCACCCCCGUUUAUAAGCACAUGCGCCUAAAUGCGCGAUUAUAUGGUACAUGCAUGCAAUGUGGAAAGCUGGCCAUAUGGGUCAAAAUGAGCAGAUCAUCUUUUUGAGUAAAUGCUUUAGAAAGGGCACAAACCAGAAGUAUUAAGGUAGCAGGAAGGGUUGGGCGUUUGUGGUUUCUGAGUCUGAGGGGGUUGGUGUCUGUUGACUGUGCUUUAAGAGAGACUAGGCAUGGCGCCAGUCUCUCUUAAAGCACAGUCAACAGGCAUUUGGUCUCAGUAUUUGGGUUUUGAUUGCCAUGACUGUACCCCUGUAAAAGUCCGAGGAGGAGAAGUUUGGAAUGAUGAAAGCAUUGAAGAAGAAGAAAUGUUAUUAUUGAGGAAAGCAAAAUUUAUUAUGAGACUAGAAGGCAGUGUCCUGACUUGAUUAUUUUGAAAAUGGCGGUCUGAACACAUUAAAAGGUGGAACAUGGCAUUUUAUCGACUUUGAAGUGUUCCGCAGUUAAAGGGAGACUAUAGGCAGCAGCUAGGUAGGCAAGAUAAAGUCAUACAAAUUUGCCAAUAGGGGUCAGUCAUAUCUCUAGGCAUGGCGCCAGUCUCUCUUAAAGGACAGUCAACAGGCGUUUGGUCUUAGUAUUUGGGCAAGUACAGAAUCAAGGCAGCUCAGAGAGCAAUGAUUGAACGAUGCUGUGGACAAGUCCAAGGAUACUGCAUCAGUCACGACCAACUUCUCAUCAGAAAGCGUCACCACCAGCAUAUUCAAUGUUCAAUUCCAACCUGUACCAGUCCAAUGCACGCCUGUCAUGGUCAGCAGUGGUCAGCUUAGCGCGAUAUGGAACAUUCUUCCGAAACUCAAGCGAGGGAAGUCUGCUCAUUAGCCUAUCUCGCGCACUGCUCCUUCUUGUCAAACAUCGUAGUGAAAUCGUGGUACAGUGGGGCGUCCUCGAGGAUUGCAGCUGGUCGGACAGACGUAAGCAUUCAAUAUCAUGUGUCACAUACUGAAGUUGUUAAAAGAAACUUAUCACAAGAAACAAAUUGUAUUCUAGAGUCCGUGACGUAGUUGUGAUUGUUAAAAUGUAUCUGGAUAACCAAUACCUGUAUAUUAGCAAGUGUGGAUACUAUGGUAUUAGGUAUAUGAUAUAAAUCCCUGUUAUGUUAAAGAAGGAAAAAAGUUAUCAAAACCUAGGGUGUAGAUUAGUGCUCUUGAAGAAAAAAGGUGUUGGACCUUUGAAAUAGUAUUUAUUUGCAUUUGACAUCGAAAUGGAUAUUUGCAAGGAGGAAAGAAAUUAUACAAGCCCAUUAUACUUAUAGCUCUGCUUCACACUUCCUGGAAAAUAAAUCCAGUGUCCAUGUUUAUUGCAUGGGAAUGUCAGCAUAUAUAUGACCCGCCAUGGCACGAUGAGUCGCAUGUCUCUCCGAGCUUGACCGGUUGAGACGGACUGGUUGUUCAUUUCACUAUUGUCUGCCUUUUGUGACAUCUUAGUAUAUCAGUUUCUUCUAUUCUGUCCUGGUGUCAUUUAAGGCUCGUCUUCUGUUCGACAUGCGACUCAUUUUGCCGUGGUGGGUCACAUAAUUAUUUACUUUGUGCGUAAUUAGUAUAAGAUGAAAGCAUACAGGGGUAGAUUCAUAUUGUAUUAUGUUUUUUCAUGUGUCAAUACAUAUGGAGUGGCAUACUUGUAGUUAUUAUACGUGUAGUGGAGGUGGUCUUGUGGUAUAGGUUUUAGUUCUAUCAACAAUAUUCAUGAAUUGUUACUAUACUUCUGGCAUGAUACAAAUCUUAUCCACUGGUAGUAUCCAGAGGGUGCGAAUACAGGCAUAUAUAUACAUGUAUUGCUUUGUGUGUACUUGUUAUAAAACGAUAGCACAAUGACAAGGGACAGUUUUUAAAAAGAGAACUAUUGUGACAAUAUUGGGAAUUGCUUACUAUAUCAACACCUUCCUUCUCAAUUGCUCCUUUCCAUUGUUUUAUAAUCUCUAUAUUUUAACCUAUUUGACCCCUGCUAUGAACUUCCUGAUUAGCAGUAGGCACUGUCUGAUAAUCUUGUAUUUAUACAGCUGUAUGCUGAUUGGUUGUUUCUUUAAUUACUGAGUUCUAGUUGACUCAGAGCCUGAUAUUUCGGCUAGGUUAUUUACCCAUUAGGGGUGUGUGAUUACAUAUGAAUGAUGAUGUUAAGAUGUUUCAAGUAAGUCUUGGCAGAGCCAGAAAGCCAGCCUUCACACUCUUUAGCUAAACAAGACAUUUUCCUUGAAAAGCGCCAGAACAUUUUAAUUGACUUCACCCUUGACCUUAUAGCAUGGUAAGAUCCUUUUUUCCCGCGCUUUGAGCAGGGCGACCUGGAAAGGCGCGUUAUAAAUAUUAAAUUGUAUUGUAUUGUAUUGUAUUGUAUUGUAUUGUAUUGUAUUGUAUUGUAUUGUAUUGUAUUGUAUUGUAUUGUAUUGUAUUGUAUUGUAUUGUAUUGUAUUGUAUUGUAUUGUAUUGUAUUGUAUUGUAUUGUAUUGUAUUGUAUUGUAUUGUAUUGUAUUGUAUUGUAUUGUAUUGUAUUGUAUUGUAUUGUAUUGUAUUGUAUUGUAUUGUAUUGUAUUGUAUUGUAUUGUAUUGUAUUGUAUUGUAUUGUAUUGUAUUGUAUUGUAUUGUAUAUCAACUCCUGUUGAUACCUUCUGUGCACCUUAUUUUGUAAUGUUUCAGUGUCGGUUGUAGAUAAGAAGUUAGAGUGAAUGUAAAUACAUAUCAUAGUUGGUUUAGUCUUUGGGUUCGAGUUUAGAGUUGCAAAGUUUAUACGGUGACAAAUAUUGUAAGCUCUUUUACCGCUACACUAUAUUUGGCACUUCAUGUUACACUUGUGUCGUGAAUAGCCAGAAAUUAUCGAUUUCAUGCAGCACCAUUUAAAGCCCACACAUCGUGUUUGAUUUCAUAAGUAUUUCACACUGUAUUAUGUCGUCACUUCAUUGAAUGUCCCAUGUCCGGACAAGGCUGAUAUUAUUAGACAACUGCAUUGAUGAUUUGUCUCUGUACAUGUAAAUAAAUUUGUCAGUGUUAUCAAUUUAGCCUUCUUCGUUUAUACUG